GCGGUAACCCUGAGCGUCCCCGUCCCGCGCUCACUCAGUUCUAGUGCUCGUUGCUCGGAGCUCACGUUCCUUUCCGUGCUUCUGCUACGCUUUUGCCCUGCCCUGUUCGGCUGGGUGUCGUGUUCGUGCUUGAGUUUUAUCGCAAGCGUCGGAGCUCCUUUAGCCAAUCCUCCCAAAGUCGUAUCAGCGCCCAGGUCGAGUCAACGCUCCAAUGAAAGCGCGGCGACCCCUUCCUAAUCGUGGACGCUCCUGAUAGUUCGACAUAUCGCACCAUGCGAGAGUGAGAUAGAGAAAUAUAUAUGUACAGAAAUAUUAAAUAUACACGGUACCAGUUAGAAAUACACUCUUAAAGGAUGAUAAAUUAUAAAGUAGAGAAAUGAAAGCUAUAACUAUGGUUGUGAGGAAAAUCGAGAGGAGGAAAACCGAAGUGCCGAAGCGGACGACGCGAGCUGGCCGAGCAGGCGACGACGAGGCCAUAGCUGGAGCCAGGCGGGCAGAGAGCGCGUCAAGUUGGACCAUGGAGAGAUUUUCCCCCGACCUGAUGCUCACAGCCAGGCAAGAGCUUGGUGAAACGCCGAAAGUCAAGAGGGACGCUGUGGCUCAAUUGCGGACACUCCUCGCCGAGGACCUGGCGCUGAAAUGCCCCCUGGACGAGGAGUUCUUGGUGAAGUUCCUGCGUUGCCGAAAGUACCGCGUCAAGGAAACCUUGGAAGUAAUCCGGAAGUACUUCCACGUCCGGCGAGAAUACACCGACGUCUACGAUAAUCUACUGCCAUCACGUAUCUUGUUCGAUGCGAUAUUCCGCCAAAACAAACUCAUCUCCAUUCUCAAGCAACCCGACCCUCAGGGGAGGCUGAUAGCCUGUUGUAAGCUGGGUGUUUGGAACCCGGACGUUUGCCCGCUCGUCGAGUUCCUCAGAGCGGUCGUUGUUUCAGCAGAAUGGACCCUGCUGAACCAGGCGUUUCAAAUCGCAGGUGUCGUGGCAUUGGUGGACAUGGAAGAACUUCACCUCACUCACCUUCUUCACUACACACCGUCGGAAAUCAGAAGGGUGUUCAAGCUAGUUCAGGAAUGCUACCCCGUGCGCCUCAGGGGUAUCUACGUCGUAAACAACCCUCCAGUCUUUCAGCUCUUGUACGCUCUCGUCAAGUUGGUGCUGAAGCCUAAGCUUCAGAGGAGGAUACACAUCAUUGGGCGCGACUACCAGAAGCUUCAUAAGCUCAUUCCUCGCGAACGACUGCCCGAAGAAUACGACGGCACCCUGGAAAAAUACGACUACGACGAUCUUGAAAGGAAGUUGCUAAGCCAAGAAAACUUUUUUGUGGAGCUUGGCAGCUACGGCUACCAGUAAAGACAGCCAGGGAAAGAAUCGACUGGAGUGAAUAAAUCAUCCGAGUGCGCUUAAAAGAGCCUGGCGAAGCGACUAGCCUGCGCAAUGCUCUACAUUGUCUCGUAAGAAAAUAAAUAUUUACCCGCAGGUUUCCGUAGCACCAAUUGAA
Messenger RNA from Ixodes scapularis (black-legged tick), 1499 nucleotides. RefSeq names its product alpha-tocopherol transfer protein-like. Gene Ontology annotation, molecular function: phosphatidylinositol bisphosphate binding. Gene Ontology annotation, cellular component: membrane. The transcript is spliced from 6 exons. Lineage: Eukaryota; Metazoa; Arthropoda; Arachnida; Ixodida; Ixodidae. The record is from RefSeq and is a predicted model, not a curated record. The coding region runs from base 377 to 1351 and encodes 324 amino acids.